GGGAGUAUAUUGACAUGUAUGAGUCAUGCAGUAUAUACCUCUCUGAAGUUUACGGGUAUUUGGGACCUGGUGUCCGGGCCGAGCUCGGCUUGUGGCUGAACCCGCAGUCAAGCCACUCUCCAUGCUCCACCUUAAAUUCAACCGCCUCAGAUCCCUGCAAAUAGCGGAAUUAUUUUAUGAAGCGACAUCCGCGCGUUUGAGCUCCAGAUUAUAUUAAUGCGACCGAGAGAGUCAUGAUGCACAUCCAGCCAUGGACUUUUGGUCACGCUUGAUCGCGGGCACUUCCCUUGCCCCAGCUGGCAACAAAGGUUCGUCCAAGGACCCAGAGAAGCGUCUGGCACGCUUCAAGCGGGAAUACAGCCAACUUCUUCAAACAUGGCGCGGCGCGUCGAAUCUGGCUAGGGAUUACGAAGCAGCAGAGAACAUCCGAGAUAGUCUCCAGGAUCUUACAGCAAUACUCAGUGAUGAGUCGAGACGGCCACUACCACAUCCGUGCAUUACCUUUGCAUCCUCGAAGCAGAUAUACGUCCCCAUAGGCAAGAUAGCCACGACCUCAUACAAUGAAGGCAUUAUUCGAGAGGGAGUGGCCUUGUUUGCGACCUUGAUUGAUAGCGAAGAGGAGGAUUUCGUGGAGAACGAGGCUUUUUCGAGAAGUUUGAUGAAUCUGCUGGUUCGAAUUACAGGCGCGAAUAGCAUACGACUAGGCUCGGACACCGAAGUGGAGGUUGUAGAAUUGUCGUUUAACAUCACGACCAAAAUCCGACUCGACCCCGAGAUUCUGCCUGCUUGGUUUGCUACUCAAGACCGCGAGGAACCACAGAAUGGAGGACAAGGCUCACACGAGAAGUUCACUGGGAAAACACAGAAGGAGGACUUUCCAUUGUUCUACCUUCUGAUAGACUACAUCCACCACGAAGGAAGGAUAGGAGACUUCGCCAGGACCGGUCUACUCUAUAUCAUCGAAGCAGCUUCAAGUUCGGUUGCCCUGGAGCAAUGGAUUGUGGAAAGUGAUCUAGCAACGCUGAUGGCGACUGGACUCGGAGCUUUGUACAGUCAGUUGAGCAGGAAAUUGGUUAUCGAUCAUCCACUUGAUGAUUUACCCCCAAUCUUGGCUCUGUCCGACUACCAGCAACCCAAUACUACGUCAGAAAUCGUCAGCUCGUCGUCACCCGACUUCCAGAUGCAUAUGGAGACUUUCUUGUCCCAUCUUGUCUUCUGGCAGGAUGUCCUCAACCAUUGCAAGUCGAGCGAAGUAAAGUCAACAUUGUUGGAACAUUUUCAAGUCAUCUUCCUCCAGCAAUUACUCUAUCCUUCAUUGCUAGAAUCAUCCGAUGUAGAUGGUGGCUCGUCUGUAGCAGUACUCACAUACCUUCGUCGAAUCCUAGAAGCUCUUGACCACCCAGACAUGAUCCAUCUCAUCCUCCAUUAUCUGCUCGCACUACCAGAUACAACUCCUGCCCCAACAGGAUCCCGAGCGUCGGUCAGUGCAGCUAGGAAAAGAAAGUCAAUGGAUCUAGCAACUAUGAUGAUGGCAACGCAAGUUGAUACAACAUCAACUCCUGCUCUCUUCAACUUGGUUGAUUUGAUUCAAGGAGGACUACGAUCUCCAAGUGAACAGACGAUUUCUGUCACCCUUCAGCUAGUUUCAGUUAUUUUGAGGCGGCAUCACAGAUAUGCCGUAACGACUCUGCUCUGGACGAGUCAAGUUUUGUCGGACGGGCCAGUGCGCACUGUGGGUGCACAUGAGAUGGAAAUGGAUUUCAUUCUUUCACUGGCUGGAGGUGUAGGAGGUGAUGAUAACUUCGAUGAUAUCUAUGACAAUCAUGUCAAAGACUGCAUGAGUAUAUUGGAGAGUCAUCCAUGCUCGAUUACUUUGGUGGCACCGAAAUCUGCUGGAGGCACCACUAAGUUCCCAGGCUCCUUGGCGUCGAUCCCCGGAGCGCCUCGAGAUAUUAGACCGCAUACCCUACGACCCGAAGAUCCUAUGCUAAAGACAUUGCUGACUAUCAUGACAACGUUUUUCACGAAUUCAGUUGAGACGAAUUUGUCUCUGACGGGGACCGUUGUUGACCUUGCAACUUGUGGUUUUAUGCGCAUCGAUGGCUGGUUGCUCCCAGAUCCUACCAAGUAUGUUUUCGAAGAAGACGAGGAAGAGACUGAGGGCUUUAUCUCUUUCGGCAUCAGCGACUGUAUUGAAGACCAAGAAUUGGCACAGCUUCAAAGUCUGAAGAAAGCCAGGCGGAAUCUCGACUGGACAAGGUCUCAAAUUCCACCGUUCCUUACGCAGCUCAAAAUACUCGUCGACCAAGUGUCAACUUAUCGAAACGAUAUACCACGCUUUGAUGACCUACUACAACAACGCCGGGAAGCAUUCCAGGCCGCCUCAUCCGCAACAGCUACUCCAAUACCAAUCCGCUCGGCCGCUCCUCCCCGAUCAAGCUUCGAAUCUCCUUCUCGCUCAUCAUCACCACCUCGACCAUCGGCACUAGAUUCAUUAGCACAGCGUAUCUUUCCCGAGCUCGCUACCCCAUCCCGCUCAAAUUCUCCACGAGGACGACGGAGUGUUGAAAAAAGCAGCAGUGGUCUCAGUGGCGGAUAUGGCUUCGCAACACCAACCACAUCCCGUAGCGCAGUCCCUCCUCCACAAUUCCCUAUGAACACGGAUAGCGCUUCAAGAGCACACUCUCGGGCAUUCUCACCAAGUCCGCUGAGAGGCGCAGAUCCAAGGAAUGGUGUACCAGCAAGCCAGGCUGCUGCUUUCGCUGCCAUUGACCAAAGUAUCCUUGCUCGCAAAGUCGGACUGCCUCCUGCGAAGGGAGCUGUGCCGCCCAUCCCGUUCCCCAAUCUCAAGGCACCAGUCGAUGAGGGAAGCAAGGAAAGCAGUGUUGAUGGCAGCAUCUCCGGUACUGAUGAGAGGGCAGAAGCGAAAACCGGGGAGAAGCUAGUCACCGUGAACCAUAUCCUGACAAACGUUAUCGUCCUGCAAGAGUUCUUGUUAGAGUUAGCGGCGUUGGUUCAGGUUCGAGCGGGCUUGUUCGGAGAGGUUAAAUAUGUUUAGCGAGCGAUUUUCUUGGGAGGAUGGUUGGUUGGCUGUGCGGUUUGGUCGGGCAUAUAUGAUAUUGAUACCUUUUUGCAAUGAGAGUUUUACUUCUUUCUGUUCGAAGUCUUGCUGUGUGUGGGCACAACUCUUGUCGGGAUUCGUGAUGUAGUACUAUGUAUCUCUUUAAUUUUCUAUAUAUGGCUCAUGGACCCCUCGGGA
Molecule: messenger RNA, 3259 nt
Organism: Mollisia scopiformis
Lineage: Eukaryota; Fungi; Ascomycota; Leotiomycetes; Helotiales; Mollisiaceae
Exons: 4
Coding region: 251-3058 (935 amino acids)
Source: RefSeq, a predicted model, not a curated record